AUGGUUGCAACGGAGGAAAACGUUACGACGGAAGUGGAUGAGGCAACUGCCUUCAAGGAACGUGGUAAUGCGGAAUUUAAGGAAGAUUGCUGGGAGGCAGCGAUCAAGUGGUACACGAAAGCGGUCCAUGCUGGUGAGAAGCAUAAGGAUUUGUCGGUAUUCUACAAAAACCGUGCGGCUGCAUACUUGAAAUUGGAGCAGUAUGAAAACGCUCACAAGGAUUGCACCCGCUCGCUGGAAAUCUGUCCCAACGAUCCGAAAGCAUUGUUUCGCCGGUUUCAAGCGUUCGAAGCUUUGGAGCGGUUUGAAGAAGCGUACAAAGACUUGCGGACGAUUCAUACCCAUGAUCCGAAUAAUAGAACGAUCAAACCCCAUCUGGAACGGUUGCAUGCAAUCGUGCAGGAGCGCGCUAGGGAACGAGCCCAGACAUCGAACAAGGUGACGAAAAUGUUCGAAAUUGCUUUCGAUAUCGCAGCACCAAAGGACAAGCGUGAGCAGGCGAUGGGUAAUAUCGUUGUGCUAGGGCGCGAGCAAGCCGGUGUGGAAGUAAUGAUGAAGGAAGGUUUGGUCACACGCAUCGGCAAGUUGCUGAAGGUGGAAAAAAACAACGAAAUCAUCACGAAUGCGAUUCGAGCGAUUGAUGGUGUGUGCCUGAAGAGUGCAGAACGUACGAAGCAGGUCAUUAACGAGCUCGGAAUUCCAUGGUUUCUGCAAAUUCUUGACUGCAACGUAGAGGAGCGCGUUGCAGCUUCCCAGCACUGCAUGCAAACCGUGCUGAACUCAAUUUCGGGCUUGGAAAACAAGGAAGAUUCCAAACCGAACGAUGCGCUGGUAAAGGAAAAUCAGCAAAUCAUCGAAACGCUGCUCACUUGCCUACUGUACUCAGUUACUGAUCGCACGAUCACGGGAAUGGCUCGAGAUUCUAUAAUGGAGCUGCUGAUUCGUAACGUUCACUGGAAGACGCUAAACUGGGCGGAACGGUUGGUCGAACUUAAAGGAUUGAUGCGGCUGAUGGAGGUGUGCUCCGAGCUGGAAGAGUACAAGUACGAAAGUGCGAUGUACAUUACGCCAUCGUCGCGCACGAUCGCCACCGUAUGCUUGUCGCGCAUCUACGAAAACAUGUACUACGAUCAGGCCCGUGAGCGGUUCACGGAGCAGAUUGCCGAUUUCGUGAAGGAUAAGCUGCUUACGCCCGAUCACGAGUCGAAGGUGCGUGUUACGGUUGCUAUCACCUCUUUGUUGCUCGGACCGCUGGAUGUUGGCAACACGAUCGUUUCGCGUGAAGGUGUUCUUCAGAUGAUUCUCAUCAUGGCUCAGUCCGAUAAUUUGCUGGAACAGAAAGUGGCCUGCGAGUGUUUGAUUGCUGCUGCCUCAAAGAAGGACAAAGCAAAGGGUUUGGUGCAGUCGGGAGCAGAAAUCUUGAAGAAGUUGUACAGCUCGAAGAACGAGGAGAUUCGCGUCCGUGCCUUGGUAGGUCUGUGCAAGAUUGGCAGUUCGGGUGGUUUGGACGCAUCAAUUCGUCCAUUUGCCGACGGAUCGACGAAGAAGCUGGCGGAAGCAUGUCGUCGGUUUUUGGUGAAACCGGGCAAGGACAAGGACAUCCGCAAGUUUGCCGCUGAAGGUCUCGCGUACCUAACGCUCGAUGCGGAGGUGAAGGAAAAGCUGGUGGAAGAUCGUGCCGCUAUUCAGGGUUUGAUUGAGCUAGCGAAAACCGGUGACCAGUCCGCACUGUACGGUGUAGUUACGACGCUGGUGAAUCUGGUGAAUGCAUACGACAAGCAGGAGAUGGUACCGGAGUUGAUCGAGCUGGCUAAGUUCGCCAAACAUCACAUCCCUGAAGAGCACGAACUAGACGAUCCGGACUUUGUGAGCGCUCGUGUUAUCGUACUGGCAAACGAGGGCGUUACCUCCGGUUUGGUUGCACUUUGCAAAACGGAAAGCGAUAAUUCGAAAGAAAUGAUUGCCCGUGUCUUUAACGCGCUGUGCAGCGAACAGGAAACACGUGGCAAGGUGGUACAGCAGGGCGGUGCGAAGGUGCUGCUUCCACUUUCACUAAACGGAACGCCCAACGGUAAGCGGCACGCUGCUCAGGCACUGUCGCGCAUUGGAAUCACCAUCAAUCCGGAAGUUGCCUUCCCGGGCCAGCGCAAUCUGGAAGUGAUUCGUCCGUUGAUGAACCAACUCCAUCCCGAUUACACUUCGUUGGAAAACUUUGAAGCUUUGAUGGCGCUGUGCAAUCUGGCUGCGAUGAACGAAUCCACCCGGCAGCGUAUCAUGAAGGAGCAGGGCAUAGUGAAGAUCGAAUCGUACAUGGGAGAGGAUCAUUUGAUGCUGCGUCGUGCCGCGACCCAGGUUAUGUGCAACAUGGUGCAAUCACCGGAUGCGGUAGAGCUGUUCGAAAAGCAAAACGAUCGAGUAAAGAUGCUCGCGCUGCUCUGCGAAGAAGAGGAUGAGGACACUGCCCUGGCGGUGUCGGGUGCUCUUGCCUAUCUCACUGCCGUUUCGGAGCGUUGCUGCGAGAAGAUGUUUGAACCAUCGGCCUGGUUGAACGUGUUUCACACGUUGGUUGCUAAUCCGAGCCCUGGUGUGCAGCAUCGGGGCAUCGUGAUCAUUCGGAACAUUAUCAAGACAAGCAAACAGCUGGCCUCGAAGUUGUUCGACACGGAUCUGCUACAGAUGCUGUACGGUGUGACACAGCUGAACGACGAAACGCGGGCAAAGGCUAUCGAAUGUGCGCAGGAAUGUUUAAAGCUAGCGGAAGAAUAUCGAUUGAUUCAGGAAAAUGCCGAUUCGGAUAUGGCACCUGAUGUCUUCAAGGAGCAGGAAGCCACGAUCGAAGAAAUCGACAACUGA
Molecule: messenger RNA, 2853 nt
Organism: Anopheles marshallii
Lineage: Eukaryota; Metazoa; Arthropoda; Insecta; Diptera; Culicidae
Gene: unc-45
Product: protein unc-45 homolog B
Exons: 2
Coding region: 1-2853 (950 amino acids)
Molecular function (GO): Hsp90 protein binding
Source: RefSeq, a predicted model, not a curated record